Messenger RNA from Parasteatoda tepidariorum (common house spider), 1968 nucleotides. RefSeq lists its product as uncharacterized. The record is from RefSeq and is a predicted model, not a curated record. NCBI's taxonomy places the organism in Eukaryota, Metazoa, Arthropoda, Arachnida, Araneae, Theridiidae. Gene Ontology annotation, cellular component: cytoskeleton.
CAAAAUUGGUGCAGACGCCCGCCAACACGCGCCAUCUCUCCUCCUACAUGCAGUGACGUCACUUUCGGCCAAUAACGUAAUCCGGCACGUUUAGUAUUCUAUCGCUCGUGUUUAUUUACGUCGUACAAGAGCUGCAAAGUUGUCACUGAGAGCUCUUGUGCUUAUAAUCCUGACCAAAACUUGACGACUGAAUUAGAAUCCACUCCGAAAAAUUCGUUUGGUCACAAACCUAAAGAUCCUAAACCGGAGAGUAUGUCUGGCCGAUAUGACGCAGAAAAAACUGUGAAAACGGUUCAUUAUUCAUCACCUAAAUAUAGUUCUGGACAGAAGCUCAAAGAUCCAAAGCGUGACUACUGUCCUGCUCAUGGUUACUACGAUACAGAUUCUGCCCGUGAGGAUCAGCAAGAUAUGAAGCCAGGCUACACAUUUGGACAUAGACGUUCACCUCCAAAAAUUGAUACAACCCCCGCUAGUGGUCAUUACGAUACAGAUUCUGCCCAUAAGGAUCGGCAAGAUAUGAAACCAGGCUACACAUUCGGACAUAGACGCUCACUUCCAAAAAUUGAUACAAUUCCUGCGCCUGGACACUGUGAUCCUGAUCAAACCUUACCGAAAGUGGAAAGUUCAAAGCACAGUCACAGUUAUUCAUUUGGAGAGAAGCAUUACGUGAUGGAUGGCACACUGGCUCAUGGUUAUUACGAUACAGAUUCUGCCCAUGAGGAUCGGCAAGAUAUGAAUCCAGGCUACACAUUCGGACACAGACGUUCACUUCCAAAAAUUGAUACAACCCCCGCUUCUGAUUAUAACGAAGAUUCUGUCUAUAAGAGUCAGCAAAAUGUGAACCCAAGCUACACAUUUGGUUCAUCUUCUAAAGUUGAUGCAACCCCCGCUUCUGAUUAUAACGAAGAUUCUGUCUAUAAGAGUCAGCAAAAUGUGAACCCAAGCUACACAUUUGGUUCAUCUUCUGAAGUUGAUGCAACCCCCGCUUCUGAUUAUAACGAAGAUUCUGUCUAUAAGAGUCAGCAAAAUGUGAACCCAAGCUACACAUUCGGUUCACCUUCUAAAGUUCAUGCAACCCCCGCGCCUGGACACUGUGAUCCUGAUCAAACCUUAAAGAAAGUGGAAAGUUCCAAACCCAUUUACAGUUAUUCAUUUGCAGAGAAGCAUCACAUGAUGGAUGACACACUCGGUAAUCAUAACGUUGAAUGAAAGAACACAAAAUAUUACUACAUGUUAGACGAGAAGCAUUUGUUUUACAAUACAAUUAUAUUAGAUUUUUACAGUAUAUUCAGGGGUUGGACAAAAUUGUGGAAACAUUCUAACUGUGUGAAAACUCUAACUCAAUACUAGCUUUACUCUAACUCUAUGAAAAUACCUUUCGUUUAGCAGAAAAUGUCUCGGAAGCUUUUACAUGGCAAAGCUCUUGGCACGGUUUGAAAGAUUAUGCUUUAAGCUUUUAGAAAUGGUAUCUUUUUAUAUAUUUAAAAGGAUAAUUGCCCAUUUAGAUUCUUUGUUCGGAGUACCUAGCAUGGGGGCUAUCUGCUCUUUCCUCGAAAUAUAAUAGAAAUAAGGAAAGUAUUUGAGAAGAUUACGUUAGUAAGUUAACAUAAUUAAAUACACUAAUAAGUUGUAAAUAAAAAUGAAGAAUCCGGGAUAGGGAGAAAAUUAUUUAUACAUAUUUUUCAAAUUUUAGUGGUAUUUAAAAUAGGAAAAGAGCUUUUAAUUCGCUAAUUUACGCUUAUUUCGGUGGUUGUAAAUUUUGCAUGGGUAAAAAGGACACCAUUUCUAAAAGCUUUAAACGCAAUCUUUUAAAUUGUGCCAGCCGUUGAACCAUAUAAAAUCUUCAGAAACAUUCGCUGCUAUAAGAAAGAUUGUUUACGUAGAGUUAGUAUAAAAGUAUUACCAUAUUUUUGUCCAUCCCCUGCACAAGUGUAUUGAAUUUCUUUAAUAAAUGCUAAUAAUUAACCA